This is a messenger RNA of Trichobilharzia regenti, 812 nucleotides long. NCBI's taxonomy places the organism in Eukaryota, Metazoa, Platyhelminthes, Trematoda, Strigeidida, Schistosomatidae. The record is from the annotation of a GenBank genome assembly.
GAGAAAGUGUAUUCAUCAGUUAUAAUGAAGUUUCUGUUGUCUGCUUGUCUAUUCUACGCCUUCAUAUACCUUGGGACACCUGCCGCAGAAGGUAAAGCUCCAAAAGUAAGAAAGAAUGGAACGCAUAUAAUCACAGACUGGAGUGGGUGGCAAACAGUAAAGGAGUACAAUAUUUCAGAGUCUGGAGGAAAAAGAGAGAAGAAGUUUGCAUUCACCCUACCACCAGGAGACGGAUGGGAAGUUAUGACCGAGUUCAAAACAGAUGAAGUUGUUAUACCACGUAGUCAGAAGGUCACCAAACGUCCUGCUAAAAAGGCUGAGAAGCCAAAACCAAAAUCACGUGGUGAAGAAAUUGAUGAAGACAAAUCGAAAGCAGAAGUUCAUGUGGUUAGAAGAAUCAGAGUUAACAGGAAUAAAAAACAAGGUAAACCAGAGGAGCCAAAGAAAGAGGCACCAAAAAAGAAAAAAGCACAAAAGAAACCUCCAGUGAACGAGGAUGGCGAAGAAGAUGGUGAUUGGGAAACUGUACAAGAAUCUGAAAGAGAUAUUCACAUUGGAAGAAGGAAGAAAGGUGAGAAAAAUUGGAAAAAAUCAAGCCGUUAUGAAAAGGAAGUCCGUACUCGAUCAAAGAAGAGAGGAGAAAAUGUUGAGAAAUUCGAAGAAGGUGACGCUGAUCCAGAACUUAUAGAUGUUGUCUCAAAAGCAUUUGAUAAGAAGAAAAAUUAGAGAGAAACAUAUCGAUGGGAAAAUACAAAUUUACUAAUAACUAAUUUCUGAGAUGUAUUUUCAUACUUAAAAUAAAUCUAUAAUGG